AUGUAAAAAUAUUAUGGAAAAGGAGUUUAUUUAGAGAAUUCAAAAAGAAUCAUUUUUAUAUAUUUAAAUGAGGUUCUUAAGUAUAAUUUUGCCAGAAAUCAAGAAAGAAAACGGAGACUCUUUUAAAAAUAAAGAAAUGAUGUUUAGAAUGUGAAGAAAUUUAACAAUCAAUAAAAGGAACUUCAAAACAAGGAAUGUAAAAUUAUCUAGGGUUGAAGAUGAUUAAUAAUUUCAAAGGGAAGUGGAUGGUGUGUAUUUUAAAGUCUAAGGUUUGAUUAAAUCUAUAAUCUGAAUUUUUUUAGUAUUUAUAAUAUUAAAUGAA
Paramecium tetraurelia is the source of this 322-nucleotide messenger RNA. RefSeq lists its product as uncharacterized. Lineage: Eukaryota; Ciliophora; Oligohymenophorea; Peniculida; Parameciidae. The record is from RefSeq and is a predicted model, not a curated record. The transcript has a single exon.